This is a messenger RNA of Lecanosticta acicola, 1730 nucleotides long. The record is from the annotation of a GenBank genome assembly. Lineage: Eukaryota; Fungi; Ascomycota; Dothideomycetes; Mycosphaerellales; Mycosphaerellaceae.
AUGGCCUCCGCGUACGUCUCCCGAAAUUUCCCCUUCUCCCAGCAAAUUCCGCAUCUUAGAAGCGACUACGGUGUGAGCGACACAGCUGAUUCGGAUUGCUUGACAGAUUGGCAGCGCAAUGGCGCAACUUUUGGCACACAAUGACCUCCAACGACCGUCACGCCGGGCCCAACGCCGGCUACCACAACGGCCAGCGUCUCCCCGUCUCCCAAUCCAAGAAGAACUCUCUGACAGGGGUCAACACGAGCGCCCUCGAAUCGAGAACAGACCUCGACCUAGAGGCCGGCAAUGGCUUCGUCAGCCACAACACCGCCGGCACAACGAGCCCGCCGUACUCGCCCCAGGCGCGCCGCAGUUUGACGAGACAAAGUUCUGCGCUCGACGGCAAAAUGGAGUCCAUUGGCGCGGGUGAGAUUCAGAUGCAAGCCUUCACCGACGGUCUGCCGCCUCCUCCACCCGUGAGCCAUUCCUGGAAGCGCAUCGAUAGGUGGCUGGAAGACAACUACGAAGAGCUCUUUGAGAACAUCGGACAGGGUUCUACGAUCAACGAUGUCAACGAGCUGGAGGCGGAACUGGACUGCACAUUACCACAAGAGGUACGGGAGUCGUUGAUGGUACACGACGGGCAAGAGCGGGGCGGUCAGCCGACGGGCGUUAUAUUCGGGUGCAUGCUUCUAGACUGCGAGGAGAUUCUGCAGGAGUGGAAGCAGUGGCAGACUGUCAACGACUCCUACCUGAGCGAUUUCAAGUCCUACGAGAUCCCGCAGGCUCCUCUGAAGGCAUUUGCGGGUUCCUCGUCAUCUGCUGCGGUCCCCCUGGCGCAAGUAUCCCAAGCCGGCAACUCUCAGUGGCGGUCCGAGCUGCUGGACAAGCAAGAGUCUCAGCCUCCGAAUGCGGUUCAGAAGUCAUACGCGCACCCAGCAUGGAUCCCACUGGCACGAGACUGGGGUGGAAACAAUAUCGCGGUGGACCUGGCGCCGGGACCCACGGGUAAGUGGGGACAGAUAAUCCUGAUGGGGCGCGACUACGACUGCAAGUAUGUCAUCUCGCGUUCUUGGUCGGCCUUCCUGGCCACCGUGGCAGAUGAUAUGAGCACGGAUAAGUGGUUCAUCGAUGAAGACACCAAGGAGCUGAAGUUGCGGGAGUUCAAGCAACAGGGCGUGGAGCCAGCAUACAUUGACAUUCUGCGAUGGAGAUCGGACCAGAAGUAUGGACGACGAGCACCCAAAAAGAGACCAUUGCGAAUCAACCCGAAUGCGUCGCCCGGUGCCAGCGGAUUCUCGCCGUACGGAUCGCCCACGAAAGAGGACCGAGGACGAUCGCCGCACCGAUACUCGAAUGGAAAGGCACCGGCACAUGCAACGUCAAGUCCUCGGGCACACAUUGGCAGUCCGCUUGCUCGAGUUGCGGAGGAAAACUCGCCGGUGCAGCCACUCACUGUCGACACCAGCGUCGGACCUGCGGAUGAGCAGUUGAUUUCGGCAAUCGACACACCCGGCGGAUCGAAAGCUGCCAAGGGCGAGAAGCUGGUUGCGGUUGACAGUCCGAGGGCGAUGUCCGAUGAUGGUCAAGAGGAACGACGCGGCAGUGUACCAUUCCCGAAGAGUCGACUGGGCAGCACCAUGAUGACGAGUGACGAAGAGACAUCUCCAUUGGCGUCGGCGUCGGCGGGUGCUCAAGACGCAUCGCUGGAGAAUGUGGAGGAGGAGAUGAAGGAUGUGAAGAUAUAG